Molecule: messenger RNA, 2094 nt
Organism: Falco peregrinus (peregrine falcon)
Lineage: Eukaryota; Metazoa; Chordata; Aves; Falconiformes; Falconidae
Gene: DEUP1
Product: deuterosome assembly protein 1
Exons: 14
Coding region: 1-2094 (697 amino acids)
Biological process (GO): de novo centriole assembly involved in multi-ciliated epithelial cell differentiation; centriole replication
Cellular component (GO): deuterosome; centriole
Source: RefSeq, a predicted model, not a curated record
AUGGGGGAGCGGGGGGGAGCGGGCUGCGGAGCUCACGCCGCGGCCGUGGCUACUUCGGGUGCGAAAGGAGCGGCGGGGGGAGCACGGCAGGUUAAAACAACAAUCAGUAAUAUGGAGGAGGACUUAGAAGUGUUUCAGGAGCAAGCUGUCACCAAAGCUUCUCCGUAUGAAGCUGAAAUUCAGGAAUUAGUGCAUCAAAUUGAUAUCAUGGUAAAUAGCAAGAAAGUGGAAUGGGAAAGGAAGAUGAAAGCUUUAGAAGCAAAGAUGGAUAUCUGCGAUCAAGAAUUAGCAAGUGCCCAAAGCAAACUGCAUCAAAAAGGUCAAGAGGUGGGACUACUUCAACAGAAACUGGAAGACUUACAGAAAACUAAAUAUGAAAUGGCUCAGAAGUAUGAAACUCAGCUUCAAGCACUGAAAUCUCAAUUUUCAGAGUUGACACAUAGUUAUGAAAAGCUACAGUCAUAUCAGUUAAAAGAAAAAACAGUUGAAAUUAGAGAAAAAUAUGAAGAAAGUCUAGAGACACCAUCUGAACUGAGCAAUUUCUGUAAGAAAUUUGAGGAAUUUAAGGCAAAAUCAAGAGAAUGGGAUAAGAAGGGGACAAUCUGCCAAAAUCAUCUCAUUUAUUUAGAUGGUCAACAAAAAUUACUGUCCGAGAAAUGUCAUUUAUUUCAGAAGCAGACCCAGAAUUACCAAUUCCAAAUAAGCAAUAAGAAACAAAACCAAGAAGAGGUGAUUACUUAUGGCCAUCCCAACAGUGAAAAGGAUGAGCUGAUUAUUGAAAACCUAAAGGCAACUGUGAAUGAAAUGGCAGUAAACAAGAAUAAACUGGAAGAGGAAAAUCUGAAACUCCGAGAGGUUCUAAAAAUGUACCAAAACCAGUUCCAGAACAUGGAGGCAGGCUUUUCAGAAAUGAGAAGUGAGCUGCAGUCAUGGGAUGCUCUCUGGAGAAGGAUACAACUGGAAUGCCAACAGUUGCCUACAGAAUUAUUGAAAAUCAGAGAGAAUAAAGAUAUGCAGGAAAUUCAAAUAAAGCAUCAGUCAUCUUGUGUACAAUUUACUGAGCAACCAGAAAAUAAAAACACUGAGUUAUUACUAUUGGCACAAAGCCAAGGACACCAACAAGAAGAGCUAAACAAGAUAAGAAACCAUGUUUAUCAAGAGGAGCAGUCCCGUUGCUCUGAGCAGGAAAGAAUGAAGACAGAAAUCUCUGACCUGACAGAAGAGCUUCAUCAAAAGGAGAUCACUAUAGCAACUAUCAUGGAGAAAGCUAGUCUUCUGGAAAGACAGUUAAAAAUGGAGUUAGAGAUAAAAGACAAAUUGCUAACAAAACAACAGUUAUUGGACUUCCGAUACAAAGUUAUCAAAUCUGAAAACACACGUUUGAAAGCGAUGGUAGAAAACCAGGAGUGUAAAAGUUGCAUGAGUACAGAUUUAUCUAACAAAGAACAUGGAAAUUUCACAGCUUCCAUUCACAAACUGGAACAUGAGAAUGUAAGAUUACAAAAUAGUAUUGUUAAACUACAAAAUGACACAGAAACAUCAAUACUGGGUCACAUGGAUACAAUUGGAGAAACAGAGCACAGCUACCAAACCAAUUCAAAGAUGCAAGAAAAGGAAGAAAGAACUUUCCAAAAGAAAGAUGCAUGGGAAAUGGAACAUCAACAGACUGCUAUGUUCAUAGUCAGUGGAUACCACAGAAACCAUAGUCCCGCUUUGUAUGGCCAAGGCAAUAUCACUUGUUCAAAAAGUGAUAGCGCUUCAUCUUCUUAUGCACUUCACAGAGGUUGUGAAAAUAAAAUAGUUUAUAAAUCUCUAUUGCCACCACUGGGGCAUCCUUCAGGCUUUGGUGAGCCAUUUCCUGAAGAGGACAGAACAGGCAGCUUACUAAGCCCUGUUUACAAUGCAGAAGAAAUCAAAUUAUCAUCUCUCCCUGAGAUGUCCUUCCUUGCAACAACAGAAAAGUUCCUUCAAGAGGAAGAGAAACAUACAAGACAGUUUGAAGAACGUUUAAAUUUGCACCUUGAAGAACUGCAAAGACAUUCUGAAAAUACUCUAAAAAAAUAUACCAGGAUACAGCAAAGCAGGCAUACUUAA